This is a messenger RNA of Blastocystis hominis, 400 nucleotides long. RefSeq lists its product as hypothetical. Lineage: Eukaryota; Bigyra; Opalinata; Blastocystidae. The record is from RefSeq and is a predicted model, not a curated record. Gene Ontology annotation, biological process: cytoplasmic translation. The transcript has 3 exons. Bases 26 to 370 code for a protein of 114 amino acids. Gene Ontology annotation, cellular component: ribosome; cytosolic large ribosomal subunit. Gene Ontology annotation, molecular function: structural constituent of ribosome.
AUAACUCUCCCGAAUUAAAGGAAACAUGGAAAAUCAGAGAAAGGAAUUGACUCCCAUCACUCGUGAAUACACUAUCCGCCUCUCUAAGUUCAGCCAUAAGGUCUGCUACAAGAGAAGAGCUCCUCGCUGCAUGGCUAUGAUCCGCAAGUUCGCUCAGACUGCUAUGUGCACUGAAGAUGUUCGCAUUGACCCCACCGUCAACAAAUACGUCUGGAGCAAGGGUAUUCACGCCGUUCCUGCUCGUAUCCGAGUUCGCAUGCAGCGUCUGGCUGAGGAUGUUGAGGGCGAGAGCAAGCACUUCUACACCGUUGUGGAGGUUCUCAACGUUCCUCACUUCCACGGACUCAAGACGAUUGUUUCCAACCAGUAAGUUAACGUGGGAAGUUGGAGAGAGGCCAAU